Molecule: messenger RNA, 2265 nt
Organism: Limanda limanda (common dab)
Lineage: Eukaryota; Metazoa; Chordata; Actinopteri; Pleuronectiformes; Pleuronectidae
Product: ras-related protein rab7-like
Exons: 6
Coding region: 347-970 (207 amino acids)
Biological process (GO): phagosome-lysosome fusion; endosome to lysosome transport
Cellular component (GO): late endosome; phagocytic vesicle; lysosome
Molecular function (GO): GTP binding; GTPase activity
Source: RefSeq, a predicted model, not a curated record
AGGAAGUGAAAGGGGAAGACAGAGCAGCAGCAGCAGCAGUAGCAGCAGGUCUCCAGGCAGAACAGCCUUCUAACAAAGUGCCAAAUCGAAUCAUCUCAAUCUGCCUCCUCCGCUGACGACACUGUGUUUUUUACACAAAGGGCGACUCUGUUUUUUUACUAGCAUCUGAACCGAGGGGUUGCCAAACCAACGCGAGCUAACGAGUGGAGCCGCAGCUAGGAAGCUAGCUAGCUAACAGCCGUAACGCCUUGUUAGCCUCCGACGCUAGCUGCCCCCUGAACAACAACAGCCUGCCCCGGUGCUCGAGGGUCCUCUCCGCUGUGGUCCAGCUCCAAACUGCUGAAAAAUGACAUCCAGGAAGAAAGUGCUCCUGAAAGUCAUCAUCCUGGGAGAUUCUGGUGUUGGAAAGACCUCCCUCAUGAACCAGUACGUGAACAAGAAGUUCAGUAACCAGUACAAAGCUACAAUAGGAGCAGACUUCCUGACGAAAGAGGUGAUGGUGGACGACCGGCUCGUUACAAUGCAGAUAUGGGACACAGCUGGACAGGAGAGGUUCCAGUCCUUGGGUGUUGCGUUCUACCGUGGAGCAGACUGCUGCGUUCUGGUGUUCGACGUGACCGCACCCAAUACGUUCAAGACCCUCGACAGCUGGAGGGACGAGUUCCUGAUCCAGGCCAGUCCCAGGGAUCCGGAGAACUUCCCCUUUGUGGUGCUAGGCAACAAGAUCGACCUGGAGAAUAGACAGGUAACCACCAAAAGAGCUCAGGCUUGGUGUCAGAGUAAGAACAACAUCCCCUACUUUGAGACCAGUGCCAAAGAAGCCAUAAAUGUAGAACAGGCAUUCCAGACAAUUGCACGUAACGCCCUCAAACAGGAGACAGAAGUGGAGUUGUAUAAUGAAUUCCCAGAGCCCAUAAAACUGGAUAGGAACGACAGAGCAAAACCUUCAGCAGAAAUCUGCAGCUGCUAAAGGACAACUCGGACCAUCUUCUCACUUGGCUUUCUGAACCACCCCGUCACCGGUCACAUCACCUGCACCUUGCUCCGAGGGAAAGUUCUUCCCUGCUGGUCUUCCUUCUUCACAUCUCUGUUCAUUCCAUCAACACAACCCCACACAAAGUACGCUGCACAUGGAUGUACCCACCGCCCACUUAGCACACAAAUUAAUACACUAGCGUACUCGCUGCAAAAUCCAUUGCUCAAAGAUCACAUGAAAAGAAUGACACCCCAUUUGACCUCACGGUCCCUGACUUGAUAGCGAGUGAUCUCCAAUUGUCUGCCCCUGAUUCUCACACACAGGGGUCCGAGGGAGCUAUGUUUAAACACUGCAAUUGGGAACUCUGGAUGGACUGGCUGAUGCUCUGUAGUGUGAGACGAUGUUGGCUAGUGUCGGCAUUCCAAGUAUCUUAUUCUCACCGUCUGUUUUCUAUUUGCUUUAUAUUGCCUGUCUUUCAACAAAUUAUAUUUGUGUGUGUAUAUAUAUAUAUAUAUAUAUAUAUAUAUAUAUAUAUAUAUAUAUAUAUAUAUAUAUAUAUUUUUUUUUCCUCAAUUGGCUGAUAAUAUUUCUGAAGCCAAUCUGAAAUAUACUUUUUUUUUUUUUUGCACUUUCUAUUAUGUUCUUGUCUUUUAAAUGUUAUAGUGGGAUGACUGAUUUUGGGCAACGUCGGCUACACACCUUCAAAUGAUCCCUGUUCAUUCUCCUUCUAAUACACAUUGAGAAUCAGUUUGGUGAUUGUUUUGCCUUGUCAAGGUUUGUGGGUUUACACCGGCCUCACCGAGCGGAAAUAUUCCUGAGAAGACAUGUUGAAGCUAAUGAUGCAGUCACAGUGUAAAACAUGGAUUAAUUCUUAAUAUAUUAAUAUUUGCCUUUUAUGUAACAUUACCUGUACCGCUUCUAUUACUGCUGUGUGUUUACGUCCUUCAUCAGACAUCUUUCAAUGCUAUGGAAUUACAGUACGUGUCACCAACACACACAGACACACAUACAUCUGCCUCUGUCGUCUUUAUUAUCGCUGUUCUCUCUAUCUGCUUGUAGCUCAGGUCGGCUAAGUACUUAAUAUUUUUAAUGGAUUGUGUAUUACGGUGUAUAGACAAUAAUGGUAAAAGGCUGAUGGACUGAACAGAAAUCGAUGUUCUCUCUCCAUUUAAAGAAAAAAAAAUCCAACGUUUUGCCCUGCUAUUACUCCUUAUAGAGGAUGCUCACUUCGAUGCCAAUGAUGUAGUCAAACUAAAUUGGGAUGUCAAAUAAUAAAACUCUUGAAUAUA